Molecule: messenger RNA, 1191 nt
Organism: Eremothecium gossypii ATCC 10895
Lineage: Eukaryota; Fungi; Ascomycota; Saccharomycetes; Saccharomycetales; Saccharomycetaceae
Gene: MOT3
Product: Mot3p
Exons: 1
Coding region: 1-1191 (396 amino acids)
Biological process (GO): regulation of transcription by RNA polymerase II
Cellular component (GO): chromatin
Molecular function (GO): RNA polymerase II cis-regulatory region sequence-specific DNA binding; DNA-binding transcription factor activity, RNA polymerase II-specific
Source: RefSeq, marked provisional
AUGGACUACGAGAGCCAGCAGCAGCAGCAGCAGGCCGCGGCGGGGCCCGGCGGGCCCGCGGGCGCGGGCCCAGCGGGGCCUGCGGGCGGGGGCGGCGGGACGGCGGGCGGGCCAAGCCAGCUGCACGUGCAGCAGUACCAGAGACACGUCGGGGGGGAGCUGUACGACGCGAAGUACGUGCCCAACGUGCCGGUGCCGAUGCCGAUGAGCAUGUCGACGUACCCGACGCCGUCGACGACGCCGUACUACUUCCACGAGGACCCGCACUCGCAGGUCGUGUACCACCAGCUGCAGCAGCAGCUGCCCCACCUGAUGAGCCAGCCCCAGGGCGGCGGCGUGGCGGCGCAGCAGCCCUACUACUCGUGGGGGAUGCCGCACUCGUACCAGUACUCGGUGGUGCACGCGCAGGUAGCGCCCGGGCAGGGGCCGGGGCAGGGCGCGGCGCAGGGCGGGACGCAGUACGCGCAGCAGGUCGCGAUCCCUCCGCCCGCCGCGGGACUGGGCGGGAUGGGUGCAGGCCAGCUGAUGGACCUGAACUCGUUCGAGAAUAUCCACAAGUGCCACUUCUGCGAGAAGGCCUUUAAGCGCAAGUCGUGGCUGAAACGGCACCUGCUGUCACAUUCCACCAUGAAGCCGUACAGCUGUCCGUGGUGCCACUCGCGGCACAAACGGAAGGACAAUCUGUCCCAGCACCUGAAGCUGAAGCACGCGGAGAUGCUGCUGGAGCGUCUGUCGUCGAACCCCAACACACCCACCUCGCUGAUCAACCGGCUGCAUAGCAGCGACGCCGCUGCAGGGUCUGCGGCGGCUGCCGCGGGCACCCCUGCGGCCUUCUCCAUCAAGGACAUGAUCGACUCCGGCAUGCUGAGCAAAAACGAGGUCAAGAAGACGCUGAACUCGCUGAUAAACCCGGAAGUCGGGGACUCCGCGUCCCAUCACCAGCUAGGGCCCAGCGGCGGCGACGGCGCCGGGAUCUCCUCGCUCUCCUCCUCUGCAUCUUCAGCUUCGUCCGCUUCCGCGGCCACGGCGGCCCCGAUCAGCUCGAGCGUCAGCUCCGCCGGUCACGCGACGUCUGCCGGCCACGCAGCUUCUGCUGGCACCAGCUCCAUCCCGCCGCCCCUGGCCGUGUCUGUAGCCCCCGCCAUCGCGGGCUCCGGCGGGCUUGCCUCCAUGGGCAACCUCCACCCCUGA